AUGGUGGAACUAGUCAAGGCCAUAGCAUGGCCCUUUAAAUGGAUAUUCCCCACUCCAGAGAUCCUCAACACCUUCAAAGGCCGCCCCUUAGCCAUGGUCCUCCCCCUUAUGUUCGUCUGCAACAUCAUCAUGCUUCUCUAUAUCGUGUAA
Molecule: messenger RNA, 150 nt
Organism: Perkinsus marinus ATCC 50983
Lineage: Eukaryota; Perkinsozoa; Perkinsida; Perkinsidae
Exons: 2
Coding region: 1-150 (49 amino acids)
Source: RefSeq, a predicted model, not a curated record